GCGCGCCGGGGAGGAUCCCUCCCUCCUGCCCUCCUGGCGAUCUAGUGCUUGCCUUUCUAGAUCCUCCACCUAGCAGAGAUCCAAAGAGCUAACACCUUCAAGGGGGCGCGGCAGGGACCAUCUAGGGUGCGGGGUGCCCGGAGCCCGGAACGGUGACCGGUCCAAGGGACCAACGGGAGAGUAGAUCCACGGAUCUGGAAAAAGGACUGGAGAAGCACCCGGAGCAGACGUGAAACUGACCCGGACUAGGGCAAAAAAUUGCCUGACUCCGGGUGCAGCGGCUCUGCGGGCUCGGGUGUCCUCUGGCGGCUCCUGGAGCAGGUGAACCGUUCAUCACUCCGGUGCCGAGCCCUCUAGCGAUUUCGCCCGGCCCGGCCCGGCCGGCAGCCAUGGGCCCCGGCCCUCGCCGCGCGCCCCGGGACCCUGGCUGGAUGCUCCGCGCCCUGGCCUUGAUGGUGGCAGCUAUCGGCCGGGUCGCCUUUGCCUUCAACCUGGACACCCGAUUCCUGGUGGUGAAGGAGGCGGUGAACCCCGGUAGCCUCUUCGGCUACUCGGUCGCCCUCCAUCGGCAGACUGAGCGACAGCAGCGCUACCUCCUUCUGGCCGGUGCUCCCCGGGACCUCGCUGUGGAUGACAGCUACACCAACCGGACUGGUGCUGUGUACCUGUGUCCCCUCACUGCCCUCAAGAACGAUUGUGAACGGAUGGAGAUUUCAGAGAGAAGUGACCCUGACCAUCACAUUAUUGAGGACAUGUGGCUUGGAGUGACGGUGGCCAGCCAGGGCCCUGCGGGCAGAGUCCUGGUCUGUGCCCAUCGAUACACCAAGGUGCUGUGGUCUGGGCUAGAAGACCAGCGGCGCAUGGUGGGCAAGUGCUAUGUGCGUGGCAACGACCUACAGCUCGACCCUGGCGAUGACUGGCAGACAUACCACAACGAGAUGUGUAACAGCAACACUGACUACUUGCAGACUGGCAUGUGCCAGCUGGGCACCAGCGGUGGCUUCACCCAGAACACUGUAUACUUCGGUGCCCCUGGUGCCUACAACUGGAAAGGAAACAGCUACAUGAUUCAGCGGAAGGACUGGGAUUUAUCUGAAUAUAGCUACAGGGGCUCAGAGGACCAGGGAAACCUCUAUAUUGGGUACACGGUGCAGGUAGGCAGUGCCGUCCUACAUCCCACGGAAAUCACUGUUGUGACGGGCGCUCCACGGCACCGGCAUAUGGGUGCCGUCUUCUUGCUGAAACAAGAGUUAGGUGGAGACCUGCAGAGGAAGCAGGUGCUGAAGGGCACGCAGGUGGGCGCUUAUUUUGGCAGUGCCAUUGCCCUGGCAGACCUGAACAAUGAUGGGUGGCAGGACCUCCUGGUGGGUGCUCCCUACUACUUUGAACGGAAAGAGGAGGUAGGGGGUGCCGUCUAUGUCUUCAUGAACCAGGCGGGCACGUCCUUCCCUGACCAACCUUCCCUCCUGCUUCAUGGCCCCAGUCGCUCUGCCUUUGGCAUCUCUGUAGCCAGCAUUGGUGACAUCAACCAGGACGGAUUCCAGGACAUUGCUGUAGGAGCUCCAUUUGAAGGCUUGGGCAAAGUAUACAUCUACCACAGCAGCUCCGGGGGGCUCCUCAGGCAGCCCCAGCAGAUAAUCCAUGGAGAGAAACUAGGACUGCCUGGCUUGGCCACCUUCGGCUACUCUCUGAGUGGGAAGAUGGAUGUGGAUGAAAACUCAUACCCAGACCUGCUAGUAGGAAGCCUGUCAGACCACAUUGUGCUGCUGCGGGCCCGACCUGUCAUCAAUAUCCUCCAUAGGACCUUGGUGGCCAGGCCAGCUGUGUUGGACCCCUCGCUUUGUACAGCUACUUCCUGUGUUCAGGUGGAGCUGUGCUUUGCCUACAACCAGAGCGCUGGGAACCCCAACUACAGGCGGAACAUCACCCUGGCCUACACACUGGAGGCUGACAGGGACCGACGCCCUCCCAGGCUCCGAUUUGCCCGCAGCCAGUCGUCUGUCUUCCAUGGCUUCUUCUCCAUGCCAGAGACACAUUGCCAGACACUGGAGUUACUGCUGAUGGACAAUGUUCGUGAUAAACUCCGUCCUAUCGUCAUUGCCAUGAACUACUCCUUACCUUUGCGCAUGCCCGAUCGCCUCAAGCUGGGCUUGCGGUCUCUGGAUGCCUACCCAGUCCUCAACCAGGCACAGGCUAUGGAGAAUCACACUGAGGUCCACUUUCAGAAAGAGUGCGGGCCAGACAACAAGUGCGACAGCAACCUGCAGAUGCGAGCAGCCUUCGUGUCUGAGCAGCUGCAGCCUCUAAGCAGGCUCCAGUACAGCAGAGACACUAAGAAACUCUUCUUGAGCAUCAAUGUGACCAAUUCGCCGAGCCGCCAACGGGCUGGGGAAGACGCUCAUGAGGCGCUACUCACCCUAGAGGUGCCAUCCUCUCUGCUACUGUCCUCAGUGCGCCCGUCUGGGACCUGCCAAGCUAAUAAUGAGACCAUCUUGUGUGAGCUAGGAAACCCCUUCAAACGGAACCAGAGGAUGGAGCUGCUCAUUGCCUUUGAGGUCAGCGGGGUAACCUUGCACACGAGGGACCUUCAGGCACGUCUACAACUAUCCACGUCAAGUCACCAGGACAACUUGGAGCCCGUGCUCCUGACUCUGCAGGUGGACUACACCCUCCAGGCCUCCCUCAGCUUGAUGAACCAUCGGCUGCAGAGCUUCUUUGGUGGGACAGUGAUGGGUGAGGCUGCCAUGAAAACUGUGAAGGAUGUGGGAAGCCCCCUGAAAUAUGAAUUCCAGGUGAGCCCAGUGGGAGAUGGGCUGGCAGCCUUGGGCACACUGGUUCUAGGUCUGGAGUGGCCCUAUGAAGUUACCAAUGGCAAGUGGCUGCUGUACCCCACAGAGAUCACCAUCCAUAGCAAUGGGUCCUGGCCCUGCCGGCCAUCUGGAAACCUUGUCAACCCUCUCAACCUUACUCUCUCUGACGCUGGAGUCAAGCCACUGUCCCCACAGCGCCGGCGGAGGCAACUGGACCCAGGGGGAGACCAGGGUUCCGCGCCUGUCACGUUAGCUGCUGCCAAAAAAGCCAAGUCUGAGACUGUGUUGACUUGUUCCAAUGGCCGCGCCCGCUGCGUGUGGCUGGAGUGUCCCCUUCCCGAUUCCUCCAACGUUACCAAUGUGACCGUGAAGGCACGGGUGUGGAAUAGCACCUUCAUUGAGGACUACAAAGACUUUGACAGAGUCAGAGUAGAUGGCUGGGCUACCCUGUUCCUGAGAACCAGCAUCCCUUCCAUCAACAUGGAGAACAAGACCACAUGGUUCUCAGUGGACAUUGACUCAGAGCUGGUGGAGGAGCUGCCGGCUGAGAUCGAGCUGUGGUUGGUGCUUGUGGCCGUGGGUGCUGGGUUGCUGCUGCUGGGGCUCAUCAUCAUCCUGCUGUGGAAGUGCGGCUUCUUCAAGCGAGCCCGCACUCGUGCCCUGUAUGAAGCUAAGAGGCAGAAGGCUGAGAUGAAGAGCCAGCCGUCAGAGACAGAAAGGCUGACCGACGACUACUGAGGGGGCAGUCCCCCUGCCCCGGCUCACCCGGUGUGACUUCUUUAAGCCAACCCGCUACUACCGGAUUAUGCCCAAGUACCAUGCAGUACGUAUCCGGGAGGAGGACCGCUACCCACCUCCAGGGAGCACGCUACCCACCAAGAAGCACUGGGUCACCAGCUGGCAGAUUCGGGACCGAUACUACUGAUUGCCUUCCCUGACAAACCUCUCAGCGCUCCCUUCCUUCCUAUUUAUCAUAAAUUAUGACUCCAACAGUCCAAAAGGGACCAUACACUCGGCUGGCACCAGCAGGCUCAGGCAUCUAUCCCUCUUCAGUGCAGGCAUGUCUUCUGGGGCCCUGGAAUCUCCUUCAAGACCUUGCAAUGCUGAGCAGAGUACAGCCCUGCACACUGAACACACACACACAAGGCCUACUGCUAAUGGCCUGUUUUGAUAGACCAUGGAGGGUGCCAUGUCCAAGUCUUUGUCUGUGCCAAAAGCAAACCAAAGCGCCUCCACUGGGAGACAGGAGGAAAAGUUCCCUGAUGUGGUGACACCUCUCCUCCACACUGGAUCCCCCUUGAGCCAUUGUCACUGGACAGAGUUCACUGUCCAGAAUAAAACUACUGACAAGGAGGAGACAGUCAAGCCCAGCUGCAAUUCCUGGCAUGCACUGGAGCGCAGGGCCACACUAAAGGCUACCCAGGGGAUGUUCUUAUGACCUGCGUGCUCGGACCCAAGAGCGAUGAACUAGAAAGCAGGUCCCCAGAAUGGGCUUUAUGAGUGGCUCUCUAAAAUUGUGGCUACAGAUAGAGUUGGCAAGAAACGCAGCCCAAAGGAACAAUGAGAAACCGUGGGCAGCCUGGGACACACUGUGCUGGGACUGACCUGGAGCACGGUGGCAUCCUCCAGAGAGCAGGGUCGUGGCGCAGCAGACGUUGGGAGGGUGAAGAGGAGAGACUUCUGAUCCAUCCUGACCACCUCAGCCUGGGCAAGGCCUGGAGAUCCCCACAAGACCACGUGGGGUGUGAUACUUGAAUGUAGGGCAGGGGAGGGCCCAGCCCCUGCCCCAGUUGGCCAGACUUAACUCUGCUCCCUUGAGCACAGAGAUACAUUCUGAGCUGCCUGUGGCUUUCUGAGAAACCUAGCCCUUCCCCUCUCCUAGGAGCUGCAUCCCCAUACUAGCAGUGGAGGCUGCUUUCUCAGGUCCUCUCCACAUCCCUGACCACAGGCAGCCCCACUCCCCUGCUCUGUCCCCUCCACCCCACGGUACUACAACAACUUCCCCCAUCCUGUGCCUUCUUUGUAUAUGGGCUUCUCACUAAAAUAAAUAAAAACAGUUCCCAGUUUGUA
Grammomys surdaster is the source of this 4880-nucleotide messenger RNA. It is a transcript of the gene Itga3, whose product is annotated as integrin subunit alpha 3. Gene Ontology annotation, cellular component: external side of plasma membrane; integrin complex. NCBI's taxonomy places the organism in Eukaryota, Metazoa, Chordata, Mammalia, Rodentia, Muridae. The transcript is spliced from 26 exons. The record is from RefSeq and is a predicted model, not a curated record. Gene Ontology annotation, molecular function: integrin binding. Gene Ontology annotation, biological process: leukocyte migration; integrin-mediated signaling pathway; cell adhesion mediated by integrin. Bases 390 to 3548 code for a protein of 1052 amino acids.